CUGCAGCAGCACAGGCUCAGGCGUUGAUGAUGAGGGCGAGAACGACGUGAGAGCGACGCUAUUGCUACUCUGUGCAUGUGGCACUCAAUUUUUUUGAGGAAGUAAAAGAAACUGGAGAAAAUGGACGACAUACGUGUGGCUGCGCUUGAUGGCUUUUUACCUGGAUCGGCGACGAAAAGUGGGAUCCGUGCCUUCGAGUCAGCGUUCGUGGAGAUGGAUCGAGAAGCCACAUAUCCGCACUAAAACAACGGUCGCGAUGCUAGCAUGCUAGCUUGCUCUUUGAUGUUUGUUUCUCCGACACAUAACGAGACUGUUGUACCGCGGGGAUUAUAGUUUCGGAUGAGGCGAUCAAAAACUUUCGAGUCCGCUCGCAUUUCGGUUUUCCAUUGCCAGAUAACUAGGUAAACGUGAUCAAGGUCAUCCUUACCCUGUCACGUAUCGCGUAUAGCUAUAUAGUUAGCUCACUUUAAAAGUAGCUAUUAGCGUAAUCAAAAUUAAUUAGGCUAAUUAACCUAGCGUUAGCUCGAAAGGCAAUGUAUACCCAGAGUAAUGUUACAUAGUUUACAUAGGAGUGACUAACACAGCCAGCUUGGUUUGUUAGACAGCAUUGAAGUCACAUUAAAUCUUAAUGGUAUUAAGCUACUUGCAAUUAAUUGUUCUUGAAAAAGGGUAAACUAGUUUACACCGUUAACUUAGCGUCAAGUUUGCAAUCUCAAAUAUGAGGCUGAAGAUAAAACGGUUUGUCUUUUAAUUUAGUUUGUCUAGGAAGUAACGUUCAAAUAAACCAUUUUCGUGAUAGGUUAAUUAAAAUAGUUUUUUUUUUUUUUAUAACGACUGUCUCACCGGAUGAGACAGAAAGAGACACUAUGUGACAUUUAAGUCAAUUUUCCGACAGUGACAGUAAAUCAGUUUCUCCUAACACAGGCACAUUUUUAGCUAAAAAAGUGUUAAGCUUGGGCAGGAAACCUGGCACAUCUUUAAAUGCUCUGUACACUGUAGCUAGUAAAAUUUUCCUGAACCUCAUUAAGUGUAGCUCAUAACUGCCAGAUAUGCGUCUUUCCUCGUUUUUGGCCGUGUUCAGGCCUGCUUUACCCCUUAUCCUCGGGCUGUCUCUGGGAUGCAGUCUGAGUCUUUUGAUGGUGUCCUGGACGCAAGGGGAUACCGAUGACUCCUGUAGAGAUGAACUGGGCAAUGGGAGGCACUUCCUGGGCAGAGGGGAUGCCCAGAAGGUCUCAAGGGAUGGAGCUGGAGAUGAAGACUUUCAACCCCGGAUAGUGCCCUAUCAUAAAGACCCAAACAAGCCACACAAGAAAGUCCUCAGAACUCGAUAUAUCCACACUGAACUGGGCAUCAGAGAGCGACUGCUGGUGGGCGUACUGACCUCUCGGGCCACCCUGAACACGCUGGCUGUGGCGGUGAACCGCACAGUUGCCCACCACUUCCACCGCACCUUUUUCUUCACAGGCUUGCGCAGCCCCAAGGUGCCUCAUGGCAUGACUGUAGUUGCUCACGGUGACGACCGCCCAGUGUGGCUGAUGUACGAGACGGUGCGUCACCUCCACCAGCACUAUGGCUCAGACUACGACUGGUUCCUCUUAGCCCAGGACGACACUUACAUGCAGGCUGAUCGUCUGUCUGAGCUGGUGGGCCACCUCAGUGCAGGUCAGGACCUCUACAUGGGCAGGGCGGAGGAGUUCAUCGGUGGGGAGGAGAAGGCACGCUACUGCCACGGGGGUUAUGGCUAUCUGCUGUCUCGCAGUCUGCUGGCCCGUCUGCAGCCCCAUCUUGACACCUGCCGUAAUGAUAUCCUCAGCGUGAGACCUGAUGAGUGGCUGGGCCGCUGCAUUAUUGACUACCUGGGCCUCAGCUGUGUGGAGGUGCACCAGGAGAUGACCUAUCGCUACUUUGAAAUUGGGAAAAACGCAGAUCCAGAGCGUGAAGACAGCUCGCAGUUUAAAAAUGCCUUCACAGUCCACCCUGUGUCAGAACCUAAUCUCAUGUACCGCCUACACAAACGCUUCAGCCAGAUCGAGCUGGAAUGGACUUACCUUCAGAUCCAACAGCUCCAGAUGCAGAUCAACAACCUGAGUGACCUGACACCAGAGGGUAAGGCUGGAGUUACGUGGCCUAUAGGAAUCAACCCUCCCUUCAAACCAAGAACCCGUUUUGAGGUCAUAAACUGGGAGUACUUCACAGAAGAGCAUAUUUACUCAUGCGUUGACAGCUCUCCAAAGUGUGAGAUAAAAGGGGCAGACCGUGCUGAUGUAAACGCAGUUCUGGAGAUUGCAGUGGAGCGUCUAAACGAACGUUACCAGCCCCAGCUACGCUUCCGUAAACGCCGUCUACUUAACGGGUACCGGCGCUUUGAUCCCACGCGUGGUAUGGAGUACAUGCUGGACCUCGCGCUGGAGGCCUAUACCCAGAAAGGCCACAGUCAAGUCAUUGUAAAACGGGUCAACCUGUUGCGACCUCUCAGUGCAGUUGAAAUUAUCCCCAUGCCUUAUGUGACAGAGGCAACACGGGUGCAGGUCAUCCUACCUGUCACUGCCCAGGAUCAAGACUACGUCAGUAACUUCCUCGACAUGUAUGUAAUGAACACUCUCGACACUCAUGAUAAUGUUUUACUCACGUUCUUGUUCAUAUACGAUCCAUUCGAUGCUCAGCGAGUCAGCCAGACUGACGUGUUUGCUGGCAUCAAGGCCAUGAUCGGGGAGGUGGAGAAACGCUACGGAGACGUGAAGAUUCCCUGGAUCAGCGUGAAGACGGAGGUGCCCUCACAGGUCAAGCUGAUGGACAUCAUCUCCAAGAAGCAUCCGGUGGACACGCUGUUUUUCCUGUCCAGCGUGUGGACAGAAGUCAACGCUGACUUCCUGAACCGCUGCAGAAUGAAUGCCAUCAGCAGCUGGCAAGUCUUCUUCCCCAUCCACUUCCAAGAGUACAGCCCUGCUGUCGUCUACCGCGACCAGCAGCCGUCUGCUGCCUCCUCCUCUUUUGCCUCUGAGUCACUGCGAGACGGCCACUUUGACCGCCACGUCUUUGACGAGGCGUGCUUUUACAACGCGGAUUACAUGACCGCACGGACCAAGAUGGCCGCCGACAUCUUAGACAACGAGGAUCUGCUGGAAAGCAUGGACGUGUACGACAUAUUUGUUCGCUACUCAGGCUUGCACGUGUUCAGAGCUGUGGAGCCGGCGCUUAUCCAGAAAUACGUACGGCGAACGUGCAACCCGCGGUUCAGUGAAGAUAUCUACCACCGCUGUGUACUCAGCAACCUGGAGGGUUUGGGCUCACGCUCGCAUCUAGCUAUGGCUCUUUUUGAACAAGAGCAGGCCAACAGCACCUAGAGGCCAUCUGGGUUGCUGGGAUGAUGUGGUACUUUGAGUGUUGAAGCCUCACACAUACUGCCCAGACUAAAGGAUGCUCAUACAGAAUAAUGUGAAUUGUAAUAUUGUACUUUUGUGAUACACACUGAAAUUGUCACCCUUGGUAUGUGGCAGAAAGACGUGCGGAUCAGCUGAAAAACAGAGAGCAUGAGCUCAAAGUUCUAUCCGCCGUCUCUGCUCAGGACCUAAAAGUACCGACUCAUGGGUCUGUAUCAUUCAGUCUGUCAUGUCUAGACGAAUUAUGAGUCAUGAAGGUGUCUUCUUACACAACUCCCUGAACGUGGACUACACACAUUCACAGUUACUUGUAAUCCUGCCAUUGACUUGUUCUUACAGGAGCUUUGGAACAAUAUUUAUACUCCAGUAAAUAUGAACUUUUUGUCUUGAAAUAGUAAAUGAACAAAAGCCUUCAUUAACUGUUUAUAAUUAAUCGAGGAAAAAAAAAAUCUUGAGCCAUAAGUCUUCCAUUGUGGAGAUAUUUAAAAUAAUACUGGAACAAGCUGGACCCAUUGGCUGCCUUUUCUUCAAGAUAUGUUCUGUGUUUUUAAAAAGGUAUUAAAGAGUGAUAUUUC
Toxotes jaculatrix (banded archerfish) is the source of this 3955-nucleotide messenger RNA. It is a transcript of the gene chpf2, whose product is annotated as chondroitin polymerizing factor 2. The record is from RefSeq and is a predicted model, not a curated record. Gene Ontology annotation, molecular function: glucuronosyl-N-acetylgalactosaminyl-proteoglycan 4-beta-N-acetylgalactosaminyltransferase activity. The coding region runs from base 1050 to 3344 and encodes 764 amino acids. The transcript has 4 exons. Gene Ontology annotation, cellular component: Golgi cisterna membrane. NCBI's taxonomy places the organism in Eukaryota, Metazoa, Chordata, Actinopteri, Toxotidae.